This is a messenger RNA of Apus apus (common swift), 6029 nucleotides long. It is a transcript of the gene FBP2, whose product is annotated as fructose-bisphosphatase 2. Gene Ontology annotation, biological process: gluconeogenesis; fructose metabolic process; sucrose biosynthetic process. The record is from RefSeq and is a predicted model, not a curated record. Lineage: Eukaryota; Metazoa; Chordata; Aves; Apodiformes; Apodidae. Bases 4464 to 5486 code for a protein of 340 amino acids. Gene Ontology annotation, cellular component: cytoplasm; cytosol. Gene Ontology annotation, molecular function: fructose 1,6-bisphosphate 1-phosphatase activity. The transcript has 8 exons.
AUGAAGGAUAACGACAUUUAACAUGCUGAUUCAGAGCAUGCUUCUGGGAACACGACAUUGGUGCCUGGGAGCUAGGAGGGCUGUCCACCUGUCUGGGUACAGUUCAUGGCAGUGACUUUUUUAAUCAGUCGAAAUCUGCAAAUCUUUGACAUUUUUCAUGGACCACUCACCUUUGCCAAACUCAAAGGAACAAGUGAAUGUUACUGUUGGGUAGACUGCCACUGGUCUGGAACAAGCCAUGGUUCAAGACACACAGUGAGUGGUCUGUGAGCCCCUGUCUAGGGGUGCAAUGAGCUGUAAACCUGCCUGUCUGAGGAUUUUGCAUUCAUCAGUGCAGACAGCCCGUCUGAACUUGGUUCUUCUCAUAAAGAGAGAGUAAAAGAUUGUGGGGGGAUCUUAAGAUGGCAAUGCAAAGGGCAUGCUCUCUGAGGAGUCACACACAAAAAACCUCAUGUUCUGAUACUGGUUGUGUUUGGUGUAUUUGAAGACAUACUGGCAAACCUUAAUUGGAUGUAUGUAUGUGUCUGUUCUCCAAAGUGAUAGGGGACAAGGCCUUUCUGGCAGGGACUGCAUGGCCUGAUUUCUGCUGAAAGUGCUGUUUCUGAUGGGGCUUUCUUAGUGAAUACAGGGAUUUCUGGGACCUUAAAGGACUGGGACAGUCCUGGCAACCAUCUCCAAUGAGCUAUUGUUCUGCUUGUGCACUUGCUUUUCACACUGCAAGGGCCCUAAGUGUGGCCCUGGGCAGCAUCUGGCUCAUCUAUGGGCCAAACUCUAUUCUGGGAAACUAGCAAACCAUGGCAUACAUACUUUGUCUGAUACAUCCUUGCAAAAUCAGGCACCCCACAAACAUCAACCCUACGGUAUGCUGCCUAAUUUCUGAUUAAUGCCCUGCUGGGAGAAGGCUCAAAGCUACAUCUCCCAGUGUGAUGCCGUUGUUGCCAGUCUAGGGGCUAGCCUGGAAGGAGCAGGUUUACUGGCCCCAGGGGUGAGCCCUGUGCUGUGACAGGGGAGAGGACUUUGUGUGACUGGCAGAAAGUGGUGGGAGAGCUGGGGGACUCCUGUGGCCCAGGCCAGACUGCUCUUGUGCUGGCACCAGUGUGGCUUCCUCUGCCUCUUCAUGUGAGCAGCUAAUCACUGGCAUAUGGUCCUGCUCUUGCCUUUGCAAAAGAAAAAAAAAUGCGGCCUUUGCAUCUGUUUUGUCUUUUUGAUGUGAUUUCAAAAGAAACAAGCCAGUCUCUCUCCGUUUUUUAUGAGAAGUGAAGGUGCUAGGAGUGGCUGGAGAUGCCUACCUUGCACACUGAAACACUUCCCAAAGGAAUUGCAUAUUCCUAUCCCGCGCAUUUCCUUCCCUGCUUGAUCUGGCACAUACCCCACAACAUUUUAAAAGGCUCCAAGCUCACUGAAUCAGCUACAGCAGGCAGCAUGCUGAGAAGUUCUCUAAACCCCUCUGAAGUUCUGUAUGCUGCUCCUAGAGAAAAAGCAUGUGACUGCUGUCAUGCACAAUGUUUUUAGAUCCUUAAGUUUUUAAUUCAGCCUGUGACCAGAGGCAUAGCUGGAUGCAAUUUUCUGUUUAAUAUACUAAGCAGGGAAUAGUUGGAAGCUCUUACAGCUUUUUUUCUGGCUUUCCAUAUAUCAGUUUGGAUUACGCUACUUCACCAAUCUGUUCACACAACUUAAUAAGCAGUAUCCACAGCAGACAUUUUUGUCUAGUUGUGGUGGUUCCUUGGCUGUAUUCCAUCCUCGACCUCUUCAGCAAACCCUGGGCUGCAUAGAUCUAUUUUUAAGGCACUAUACUGGCAUCGGGUAAAGGUUAUAGUAGGAAAGGCAAUACUGCCUGUGAUUGCUAGAUCGUUUUCCAGUGUUUUGGUUUUGCCUGUAGUCUAACAUUUUAUUAGUAAGAAAUUUUCACAUUUUGAGCUGCAUUUUCUUUCUAUCUGUAAUAUGCAGGGCCACAUUUGAAUGGCACAGCUGUGUAGCCACAAGUGGGGGGAACUAUUCUUCAGCCUCCUUCCACAGCCCCACUUUCCAGAACUCACCCCACCAGCCGAUGCCAGGCAAGAGGAAGGGUUUGUCACAGCAUCUGCCUUUGAUUCCCACUGCAGUACUACCUACCUACAGCCCUGCUCAAGGGCUGAACUGCGACAUUUGCUGAAAGGUCGCUUGCUCCAAUUUCAGCUGGCACCAUCCAAGUGGCUAACAUUUCAAAUCAGUUCGAAGAGGUAUCACCUUUAAGGCACUGGGCGUGCCUAUAAGCCAGUGGAAAUGUGAAUCAUCCCUAAGAGCUCUUGUGUAAUCUUUAUGUAUGAGAGGAGAUCUCCCACAGAUCUGUCAAACUGAGGUGUUUAUUUUUUUUAAUCUUUCUAUGCUGUUCCAGCCAAUCCUACUGAUCUGUCCCCAGGCUCAUACAGAAUCCUCAUACAUUUUUUAAACAAUCUGAUUUCUUCCUCAUUAAAUGGUAAUUAUUUAUACAGUUUAGUAAUUCAGUUUAAUCAUUCUUGUUUUUAUCAUUCAGUGGCACCACAGUAUUUAUCAAAACAGUAAAGUUUUCAUGCAGCCCAGUCUUGUGCCUUUUCCAAGUUUUAUUUUUUUUCUUGUUCCACAAUUGCUUGCAAUAUUUCUGGAAAGCUUGGUUGUAGACAUCGUGUUCUUUACAUAUUAGUGUAAGUUACGUUCUUAUUGAAGGGGUGUUAAUUGAGCACCAGCUGAAAGCAUGUGCUUUGUGCACACCAAAAUGUUUUCAGUACUUGUAAAAAGCAUUUGGUUAUUUAUCAGUUAAAAAAAAAAAGACGUAAAUAAUGGACUUCUUAACUCUGAGAACACUCUUUAAAUCACUAACUCCAAAACAAACUUUCUUUCACAAGGUAAUCUGAACUUUGUCUUUUUGAACAGAGUAAAAGAUCACUUACAAUCAACAGUAAAGAAGAUCUGCACGUGAUGUUUUGACAAAUGCUAGAAGCCAUAGGCCAACCCCCACCCCAUUUCUUAUUUGCUAAAUUGAUUUGGUAUCAUGAUGGUAUUCUAGCUACACAGCAGAGACAUUUCACUUUAAAAGCAUUUCAGGAUUGGUCAGGCUGACAACUGCCAUAUGAUGAAAUAAUGUGCAGAAUGUAAUGGCUGUACUUUAAACCAGCAGAUCCAUUUGCAUGUAUAAUGUGAAACCUGUCUCCUUCUUUUCGUAAUAGCACCAUGUGCUAUCCCAGGGCUCCCUAAAUAUGUUAUAUGUGCGUUUUCUGCAAAGUCUGUUCGAAGAAAAGAAGUCUCCUAACCUGACAACAAGUGCUCUGGAAUAUCCAUCCCACUAUAUGAAUGAUCUGCUUUAAGAGAGUGCUGCUAGUAAGUAGCAUGGAGUCUGCAACAUGUAAUUGUUCUUACUUCCUUAUCUCAGUGAGAUGAUAGUGCUGUAAUUAAAAUCCAUAAUUCCAGUGUUCCAGAUAGCAUGUACCUAGUUCAUUGACAUUUCUGUCUACCUUUGCAUUUGCAUUAUGUGAUCCAAGUAUGUUGCUUGUAGGAACUACAGGCAGUUUAUUUGCAAAUUUGGACAUACCUGUAUUUACAUGUUGUACUACAGUAACAAAGCUAAUGUAAUAUUUCAUUUUGUGACUUAUGAUACAGACAUGCUUAAAUCAGACAAGCUUAAUUAGUAAAUUAUUGAAAACAUCAGUACUUUCUAACCAGUCAAGCCACCACUCAGCAGCACUUCUCAUUCAUGCAAGCCCUAUAAUAUUACAAGUAGCCCAGGCUAGGAAUGAAGUCAUCACACUGGGAUUGCAGCAGACCAACUAGCAACAUAAAGCAUCUUUUAAAAAUGCAUGUCUAGAUGCACUCUGCAGCUCCUGUUUUUUCUCCUGGAAUGUGUUGUACACCUUCAAAACCCUCCUCUAUGGAGGAGACCACAAAGGGGAGAGCAAGCAGGGAUUAAGGUGAUAUGGGAAGAGAAUGUCACUGUCCAGAGUCACAGCAUGCUGGUGCUCUGCCACAGGGCACUAUGGCACGCAUGAUUACUGAUGUCCUGUGCCUUCAUUUCUUGCACCUUGCAAACUGUGUGCUUUGCCUUGGCUAUGCUGAGCUUGUUCCUGUGCAGCAGCUACAGGAAAGCAGGCUCCAGCUAAGCAGCCAGCCAGAGCUUUGCAUUACAAGCAGUUCAACACAACAGUUGCUAGAAUAUGAGACUAGCUCCGCACACCACUAAUUUCAGUGCAUGGGGAGGGCAGCCGCACAGUGGUUCCUCUGCUGUAGUCCCACCUAAGACUCCUUUCCUGUAUCCCGGGGGAGCUGUGGAGCCAGCUCGGGGUGCAGUUACUCUGAGCACUCAAUCACAUGGUCUCAGAAACUUCUUAAUAAACUCUGGCCAGCAAGGCAGCCAACAGCUUUGCCUCAAAUUAAACCAGCCACCCGGGAUCUCAACACGGCAAGAAAGCCUCUCAUCAUCCAGCUGAGAAAACGGAGUCUCGUACCCAGCAAAAAUGUCCGACAAAAGCCCCUUUGAAACGGACAUGCUGACGCUGACACGAUUCGUUAUGGAGAAGGGACGCCGCGUUAAAGGAGCGACAGGGGAGCUGACACAGCUGCUCAACUCCAUGCUGACUGCCAUAAAGGCCAUUUCCUCUGCAGUCAGAAAGGCAGGCCUUGCCCACAUGUUUGGUAUAGCUGGCACAGUGAACGUGACGGGUGAUGAAGUGAAGAAGCUGGACGUAUUAUCCAACUCUCUGGUGAUUAAUAUGCUCCAGUCCUCCUAUAGCACCUGCGUCCUGGUCACAGAGGAGGACAAGGAGGCCAUCAUCACCCCCAAAGACAAGCAGGGUAAAUAUGUGGUGUGCUUUGAUCCCCUUGAUGGCUCAUCCAAUAUAGACUGCUUGGCACCAAUAGGAACAAUAUUUGCUAUCUACAAAAAGGAAACAGACAAUGAGCCCUCUGAAAAAGAUGCUUUACAGCCUGGACGCAAAAUUGUUGCUGCAGGCUAUGCCUUGUACGGCAGUGCUACACUGGUUGCCCUCUCCACAGGACAAGGAGUGGACUGUUUCAUGCUUGAUCCGGGUCUUGGUGAAUUUAUUUUGGUGGACAGAGAUGUUAAAAUCAAGAAGAAAGGGAAGGUAUACAGUCUCAAUGAAGGUUAUGCGAAGUAUUUUGAACCUGCAAUGACAGAAUAUUUACAAAAGAAGAAAUUCCCGGAGGAUGGCAGUUCCCCGUAUGGUGCCAGAUAUGUGGGCUCCAUGGUAGCUGAUGUUCAUCGCACACUGAUGUAUGGUGGGAUCUUCAUGUAUCCUGCUAAUCAGAAGAGUCCUAAAGGAAAGCUCAGACUUCUUUAUGAGUGCAACCCUAUGGCUUUCAUCAUUGAGCAGGCAGGUGGGAUGGCAACGACAGGGACUGAGGCAGUGCUGGAUGUGAAACCUGAGAGUCUUCACCAGAGAGUCCCUCUUAUCCUUGGUUCUCCAGAGGAUGUGCAAGAAUACCUUGCUUGUGUACAGAAACACCAGAAGAGUAGCUAAAGCCUUUUCCACAGCAGACCUUCCUCAUGUGUCUUUGGUCUACAGGAAAACCUGUACCUGUCAAGAUGGUGGACUCUAGCAACUAGCACCCACCUCUCAGUGAAAAUCCCACUUUAUAAGAAGAAGAAAAAUAGUAAGAAUGUUUGUUGGGAAAAACAUAAAUUUCAUUUCUCCUUGCAGACAAAUGUAAAAAUCCUUUAACUCUGAUCUAUGCAGUGCAAAUGCAGACAGAAGUCUGAUUAUUAAACAGAAGCAGCUUACUUUAUGUAUUAUUAACAAAAGGAAGUGGAUUGUGUCAGUAUUCUCAUUUGAUCUGAAGCUUUACAUGUGAUAUGACAUGGUUGGCGUUCUUUGAGACUUCAUUUUCACAUCAACAUUUCCAAUGCCACUAACUAACUGGAUUUUCUACCAGCGGAUUUGUUGCAGGUGCUUUUUGUUUCAUCAGCCCUGAGAAGACCAAAAAUGUUGUGCCGUCUGAAACGGUAUUUUUAAGAUCCAAGUUAUAUAUGUCUGCCAUAAUUAAUAAAGAUUAAAAGGCUGCAA